AUGCCCGCCGAGAGUCCCCUUUUCCCCCCGCUCUGCUCCAAGAUGGCGUCGAUGCGGGAGAGCGACACUGGCCUGUGGCUGCACAACAAACUGGGUUCUACGGACGAGCUGUGGGCGCCUCCGAGCAUCGCCUCGUUGCUCACGGCGUCAGUCAUUGACAACAUCCGCCUCUGCUUCCACGGCCUCUCUUCGCCUGUCAAGCUCAAGCUCCUGCUGGGAAUACUGCACCUGCCCCGGCGGGCUGUGGACGAGAUGAAAGGUGCACUGACUGAAAUUAUCCAGCUUGCUACCUUGGAUCCAGACCCCUGGGUCUUAAUGGUGGCUGAUAUUUUAAAAUCCUUUCCAGAUAUUGGCUCCCUUAACCUUGAUCUGGAAGAGCAGAAUCCCAAUGUUCAGGAUAUUUUAGGAGAAUUGCGAGAAAAAGUGAGUGAAUGUGAAACAUCAGCCAUGUUGCCAUUGGAAUGCCAGUACUUAAAUAAAAAUGCCUUGACCACAUUGGCUGGACCACUUACACCUCCAGUGAAACACUUCCAGCUGAAACGGAAACCAAAAAGUGCCACUCUCCGAGCAGAGCUCUUGCAGAAGUCUACUGAAACUGCACAGCAGCUCAAGAAGACAGCUGGAGUGCCUUUCCAUGCCAAAGGAAGGGGGCUGGUCAAAAAAAUUGAUACAACAACUCCACUCAAAGGAAUACCGAAACAAGCUCCAUUCAGGAGUCCCACAGCUCCGAGUGUAUUUAGCCCUGCUGGAAAUAGAACUCCUAUUCCACCCUCAAGAACUCCUCUGCGUAAAGAGAGAGGAGUAAAGUUACUAGACAUCUCAGAGCUGGAUAUGGUUGGUGCUGGCCGGGAAGCAAAAAGAAGAAGAAAGACCUUAGAUACAGAAGUGGUGGAAAAGCAGGCAAAGGAGGAAACAAUUGUAGAAAAUGCUACCCCAGAUUAUGCUGCUGGGCUCGUUUCUACUCAGAAACUUGCGUCUUUGAAUAAUGACCCUGCCCUGGCAUCUACAAGUUAUCUGCCAGCAGCACCCAGUGUCGUGCCAUCCUCCGUGCCAUCCUCCUCCUAUGUACCAAGUUCUGACACACAGCCAGCUGGAUCUGUUCGGGAACCCUUGCAAGCUAAAGAAGAGCCUGCUACGCCAACCACCACUGUUGUCCCCACUCAAUUUAAGCAAAGGACGCCCAUGUACAACAGUAAUGCAAAUGUUGCUUCAGUGACACCUACCUCUCCUGUGACCCCUCCAGCCACUUCUCCAGCGGUGCAAGGGCCACAGGCGGCUCCUCAACAGGCCGCACCCAAGAAAAACCUCUCUUUAACAAGAGAACAAAUGUACGCAGCACAAGAAAUGUUCAAGACAGCAAACAAAGUGACAAGGCCGGAGAAGGCUCUUAUUCUUGGAUUCAUGGCAGGAUCCAGAGAAAACCCUUGCCAAGAACAGGGCGACAUAAUCCAGAUCAAACUGAGCGAGCAUACAGAAGUGCUGCCAAAGGCUGAUGGUACUGGAAGCACCACCAUGCUAGUUGACACAGUCUUUGAAAUGAACUAUGCUACUGGCCAGUGGACCAGGCUAAAGAAAUACAAACCAAUCACAAAUGUUUCUUAAACAAUUCAGUAACAGAAAAGUGUCGACCAAACAGACCAUAGCAUAAGCCAGCUUGUACGUUGUGUGUCGACUAGGCAGAACAACAUUCCUGUGUGGGCCUCAUUGUAACCAUCCAGCGUAAUAGCUGUGAUCAGCUAAAGUAGCAGGAGAGAAGGAAAUGGCGGUGCAUAUUUUAUUAAAGGAUUGGGGGUAGGUGCAGUGAUUCAGGAAGGUCGAAUGUUCAGAGCUGAAACACUUCUACCUUUAGGAGAAGGGUUAAUCUUCCUAUGCCUUGAGAGAGCCUUCCAGCAGGACGGAUUUUACAGUAGCAGCGCUUGGUCAAUUCUCUAGAUUCUGUGUUUAAAAAUGGGCACUGCUCUUUAUGUGAAGUUUCUUUUUCUCUUCUGCAGCUGACUGUAGGUGGUAUAUGC
Molecule: messenger RNA, 2012 nt
Organism: Elgaria multicarinata webbii
Lineage: Eukaryota; Metazoa; Chordata; Lepidosauria; Squamata; Anguidae
Gene: NELFA
Product: negative elongation factor complex member A
Exons: 11
Coding region: 1-1602 (533 amino acids)
Biological process (GO): negative regulation of transcription elongation by RNA polymerase II
Cellular component (GO): NELF complex
Source: RefSeq, a predicted model, not a curated record